UCUCUCUCUCUCUCUCUCUAGUCUACAAUGUGGAUGGUGGGUUGUGAUGCUGAAGAGUUUAAGAUUUCUCAUUCACCAAACACUCGAAAACUUCGGCCUCUCAUGCCCAGGCCUACUCCUAACAAUACCAAAAGGACUACAUAUUCUACAAAACCAACUCCUUACUGUGAUCGAAUUCACAGUGCUGAUAUUUUUGCAUGGAAUCACCAUAAUGUUGCAGCAACUGAGCAGAGCCAGAAAGCGAUAACCACAGAACCCUUAGUGAGUUCAAGGUGGAACCCAACUCCAGAUCAGUUACAAGCCCUAGAAGAGAUGUAUAGAAGUGGAAUAAGAACACCCACGGCUGAUCAAAUCCAACAAAUUGCUAUAAAGCUUCGUCAGUUUGGUAAUAUUCAAGGGAAGAAUGUGUUCUACUGGUUUCAGAACCACAAAGCAAGAGAAAGGCAAAAACGACGUCGUACACUAGAGAUAUUUUCAGAACAACAACCACAUAAGAUUGAAAACCUACCGAGAAAAGAAUCAGGUUUUGAAGUUGGACAGAAGAACUGGGCAACCCCUUCAAAUUGCAGUACAAUUUCAGAGGAGUCUGAAUCAAUACACAGAGCAGUGGUAGCUAAAAGCAGACCAGAUGGGUGGCUUAAAAUUGAGGAGAGAGAAUUGCAGCAGAGAAGCAGCAGCAGCAGUGCUACUACUGCUGCUAUUACUGCAUCAAAGAAUGCAAUGUGGCAGAUGACAAACUCAAGCUCUAUGUCUAUGUCUGUGUCCCCCACCACCAAACUCAUCAUGAAGGGCAUAACCACAACUGAACAAGAAGAUCUGGGAACAACAGACCCAAAGCUGAGAAGCACUCAAAAUCUAUGCCUAUUAGAAGAUCUCACAAUGGUUGAAGAUGGUGAAACUAGAGGGUUUCAAACACUUCAGCUCUUUCCAAUGAAAAGUAGUGAUGAUUGUGGUGUCCUUAAGGGUGACAAAAAUGAUAGUGUUGAAGAACCCAUUACGGCUACCAUAGCCAUAGGAACACACUUCAAGCCAAACAAGUUUUUUGAGUUCCUGUGA
Molecule: messenger RNA, 1056 nt
Organism: Ilex paraguariensis (yerba mate)
Lineage: Eukaryota; Viridiplantae; Streptophyta; Magnoliopsida; Aquifoliales; Aquifoliaceae
Source: the annotation of a GenBank genome assembly